AUGAGCGCUGUGCCGCCGCUGCAGGCCCUCACAGAGUCGGCGCAGAAAGGAUCCAAGAGAAGUGCAUUACGAACGGCGAAUGGUCCGAAGGGCGGAGUCAGAGCGCGUAGGGGAAAACGCGAGACACUCUCGUUCGAUGAGGAUGCGCGCCGAGACUUUUUGACGGGCUUUAGCAAGCGCAAGCAGCAGCGCAAGCAAGCCGCGCAUGAGUUCGUGCAGAAGAAGAUCCGCGAGGAGAUCCGCAACUCGCGUCUAGCUGCAGCUGAGGCCCGCCGCCGCCAGGCGGAAGAAAAUGUGCGCGCGGAGCGCCUCGCCUUUGGACUGGGUGACGAGGACGAGGACGAUGAAGAGCAGCCUACGUACGAAGAGAGGGAUUUCGAGACGGACGAGCGGCGGGCCCACGUCACGGUCCAGGAGCUCAAUUUAGACGACCUGGAUGCCCCGCCCGUCGCUGUGGAGUCGCUGCCACCAUCGUUGCGCCGCGUGUCCAAGAAGCAGGACGCGCCUCCGGCCAAAAAGACGAAAGCACCGCGUGCCCAGGCGCCUGCCGUGCCAUCAGGGAGUCUCACGGCGAUCCUUGAGCCGGCCGUGGCCCAGGCCGCGCAGGGAGAGACAAUGUUUGAGGUGCUGGACCAGUCGGAGACGAGUGGCAAGCCUAAGAAGCAGUACUAUUUGAGCAAGGCUGAGCGUGAAAAAGAGCGCCGGAAACAGCGCGAGUGGAACCACACGCAGGCAGAGAAACGCCGAGUGGAGAAAGGAAAGGUGGCAUCGGCCGCUAAGAAAAGGCGCACUGCGAUUCGGCGUCACCCGUAG
Molecule: messenger RNA, 813 nt
Organism: Malassezia sympodialis ATCC 42132
Lineage: Eukaryota; Fungi; Basidiomycota; Malasseziomycetes; Malasseziales; Malasseziaceae
Gene: RRP17
Product: rRNA-processing protein RRP17
Cellular component (GO): nucleolus
Molecular function (GO): rRNA binding
Source: RefSeq, a predicted model, not a curated record